AUGGACCAUCGUGUCCCACAUCUCUUUGAGAAACUGCUAGAACAUCAGCUGUCUGUGGCUGUAGUCUCCUCAAAUGAUCAUAAUGUGAAAGAAUGGACGUAUGCGACAUUACUACAUGACGCAUUUGCUCUACGUGACGAGCUCUUGCGUAAAUUACCGAAAAAUAAAAAACAACCUCGUGUAAUUUAUCUUGGAGCUCGUGGACCGUCGUAUUUGAUUAUUCAAUGGGCUAUUUGGUUAGCGGGAGGUAUUGCAAUUCCUUUACAUCCAUCACAUCCAGUGGAGGAGAUGAAUCAUGUUGUUUUGGACUCUGGAGCAGCUCUAGUAAUUGUAAACGAGUCAUUUAUGACACACGAAAAGAAUGUGAUGGAAUUUAUGACAGAGAUACAAAAAGAAGAAGAAGAAGAAGAAGAAGAAGAAGAAGAAGAAGAAGAAGAAAUGUACAAGUGA
This is a messenger RNA of Peronospora farinosa, 450 nucleotides long. Lineage: Eukaryota; Oomycota; Peronosporomycetes; Peronosporales; Peronosporaceae. The record is from the annotation of a GenBank genome assembly.